Messenger RNA from Cryphonectria parasitica EP155, 726 nucleotides. Its product is annotated as family 79 glycoside hydrolase. Lineage: Eukaryota; Fungi; Ascomycota; Sordariomycetes; Diaporthales; Cryphonectriaceae. The record is from RefSeq and is a predicted model, not a curated record. The annotation marks the transcript as partial. The transcript has a single exon.
CUGAUGACGCACAGCUCCAUCACGGCGCACCUUGACCUGUUCAAGCCCGCCAUCGCCUGGCUGCAGGCCAACAAGCCCGACAUCCCCUACAUCCUGUCCGAGAUCGGCAACUCGCUGAACCCAACGCACGACUACGCCUACCAGGCCGUCCUGGGCUCCGCCCUGUGGCAGGUGGACUUCCAGCUGUACGCCCUGAGCAUCGGCGUGGCCCGCUUCAACUUCCAGCAGAUCAUGCACAGCGGGUUCGACCUGUGGCUGCCCCAGGCGUCGGGCACCAGCCAGCCGCAGGUGUUUGCCAGCUACUACGCGCAGCCGUUCGUGACGGACUUUGUAGGCAGCAGCGGCACCGCGCAGGUGGCCGCGCUGGACAUCGAGGACGAGUCCACGGGGAACUGGGCCGGGUACGCGGCGUUCGAGGACGGCGUCCCCGCGCGGCUUGCAUUUGUCAACUUGAAUUACUGGAACAGCUCGAGCUCGACCACGGCCAGGGCCAGCCAGAACAUCACCGUCAGUGUUCCGGAUGGUGUCACGAGCGUGACCGUCGACCUGCUGAGCAGCCCGCUUGGUGCUGGCGGGAGUGCAGACUCCAUCACAUACGCAGGCAGCCAGUGGACCUAUGAGAGCGCUGGGCUGGAGGUCAAGGGGGUGAGGGAUGACUCGCAGGCCUUGGACGUGGUGGAUGGGUCUGUGUCCAUUGAGGUAUAUCAGAGCUCGGCUGUUCUGGUG